Molecule: messenger RNA, 1317 nt
Organism: Echinococcus granulosus
Lineage: Eukaryota; Metazoa; Platyhelminthes; Cestoda; Cyclophyllidea; Taeniidae
Product: Glutathione S-transferase
Exons: 14
Coding region: 1-1317 (438 amino acids)
Biological process (GO): glutathione metabolic process
Molecular function (GO): glutathione transferase activity
Source: RefSeq, a predicted model, not a curated record
AUGGUCCAGGUGGUCCCUUCAUGUUCCAUCCACAACCAACGUCUCAUAUAUUUGCCCUACUACAAUGACGGCGACUUCAAGUUGAUUCAGUCAGGAGCUAUUUUGGAGUACAUUGCUGAUAGACACGGUAUGAGUGAGUUGGUUUGGGCUGUCACCGGUCAAAUCAUUCAAACUGACUUUUGCGAGGCUAUGGAUUUGCGCAUGUCCUUUGUAAUGACUUGCUAUAAUCCUGAUUUUGAGAAGUUGAAGCCCGGCUUCUUGGAGACGCUGUCACAGAAACUGCCGAACUUUGGGGCAUACUUGGGUGAGAAGGACUGGCUUACUGGUGACAAGAUCAACUAUCCGGACUUCAAUCUGUGUGAAUUGUUGAACCAGCUGAGGAAGUUCGAGCCAAGUUGUCUGGAGAUGUAUCCCAAACUGCAGUCGUACUUGACGCGUUUUGAGGUAGAUGGAUGGAGUGCUUGCGAGUGGCGGAUGUGGGUGUGGGUGUGGGUGGAGAUCUCGUCUACUGAGAUUAACUUGCCUGCAUUGAGGGAGUACAUGGCUUCGAAGGAGUUCAAGACGCGUCCUUGCAAUGCACCGAUUGCAAAAUGGUGGGCUCCAUUUGGGGCGAAGAUUCCGUUUUCUUGUCCGCGUGAGUGCACCGUGAUGGCGCCUACUUUGGGUUAUUGGGAUAUCAGAGGGCUUGCGGAACAGAGUCGACUUCUGCUGAAAUACCUGGGAGUAGAGUUUCAUGACAAACGAUACAAGUGUGGUCCAUCUCCAACUUUCGAUCGUAGUGCAUGGCUGUCGGAGAAGUACUCGCUGGAUCUCGACUUCCCUAAUUUACCCUAUUAUAUCGACGGUGAUUUCAAGUUGACUCAAUCUGGGGCUAUUUUGCAGUACAUUGGUGAUAAACACGGCAUGGUUCCCGAUUGCAAAAAGCAACGCGCGGUGCUGCACAUGCUUCAAUGCGAGGUUGUGGAUUUGCGCGUGGCGUUCGUACAUACUUGUUAUAGUCCAGAUUUUGCGAAAUUGACUCCAAAAUUCUUGGAGACCCUUGCGGAGAAGCUCCUUAACUUUGAGACAUUUUUGGGCGAAAAGGAGUGGCUUACUGGUGAAAAGAUGGGUGCAUUUCCACCUUCUAUCUACUUUUUGUGUGAGCUGCUGAACCAGCUGGCGAAGUUUGAGCCAACGUGUCUGGCGAAGUAUCCCAAACUGCAGGCCUACUUGUCACGUUUCGAGAACUUGCCUGCACUGAAGAAUUACAUGACUUCGAAGGAGUUCAAUACAAUUUCUUGCCAUGGACCAAGUGCACAUUGGCGUGGUGACCAUUAG